CACAAAAACAAAAGAAAAUUAAUCACCCGCAAUAUCCACAGCGCCUCAAGACACAACCACAAUGCAGCCAUGAUCGCCUCCUUCCUUCCCCUCCCCUCCUCCCUCUCCCUUCUCCUCCCCGCAACCACCUCCGGCCGCUCCUUCGCGCCCUACACCAGUAGCACCAACCCUUUCCCACGAGCCCCACUCCGCCUCCGCCGCCGCCAGAUCUACGCCUCCGCGCCGACGGAGAGCAGCAGCGAAGGCGAGCAGCGGGGGAGCACGAACGGGUCGCUGCCGGGCCUGCCUCCCGUGGAGGAGGACGACGAGGUCUGCCCGGUGGAGUGCGUGACGGAGUUCAAGACGGACGAGGAGUUCACCCGCUUCCUGGAGCGGUCGAGGGCGACGGGCGCGCUGGUGGUUGUGGACUUCUUCCGGCCGUCGUGCGGCAGCUGCAAGUACAUCGAGCAGGGCUUCAUGAAGCUCUGCAAGGGCUCCGGCGACCACGGCUCCCCCGUCAUCUUCCUCAAGCACAACGUUAUCGACGAGUACGACGAGCAGUCGGAGGUGGCAGAGCGGCUGCGCAUCAAGGUGGUUCCGCUGUUCCAUUUCUACAAGGACGCCGUCUUGGUGGAGUCGUUCGCCACCAGGGAUAAGGAGAGGAUCAUCGCCACAAUUACCAAGUACACCUCACCCGACGGAUUGCAUUCACCUUGCAGGCAGGAGGAACCGCAGGAGUAAUCUCCACUUCAACCUGGAGACAUCAAGUGACCAAGAGCUAGUGUCGUCUGAAUCAAAGAUUGCGGUCAUGCUGUGGAAACGAAUGGCCUCUGGCUCUCUGCAAAUGCUAAAACGAACGUGUAUUGUAAUAGUAGGAAAUGACGAUUGAGGUUUGGAAUUAAGCAGCCUGUCGUGAAAUUCUGCAGAGAUGUACAGUGAAGAUCUUGAGUUAAUAAAAUCGGAUUUUCACAUGUUGCAA
Molecule: messenger RNA, 958 nt
Organism: Brachypodium distachyon (stiff brome)
Lineage: Eukaryota; Viridiplantae; Streptophyta; Magnoliopsida; Poales; Poaceae
Product: thioredoxin-like 4, chloroplastic
Exons: 3
Coding region: 70-720 (216 amino acids)
Cellular component (GO): chloroplast
Source: RefSeq, a predicted model, not a curated record